This is a messenger RNA of Motacilla alba alba, 8158 nucleotides long. It is a transcript of the gene SLC8A3, whose product is annotated as solute carrier family 8 member A3. Gene Ontology annotation, biological process: calcium ion import across plasma membrane; cell communication; sodium ion transmembrane transport. Lineage: Eukaryota; Metazoa; Chordata; Aves; Passeriformes; Motacillidae. Gene Ontology annotation, cellular component: postsynapse; axon; sarcolemma. The record is from RefSeq and is a predicted model, not a curated record. The transcript is spliced from 7 exons. Bases 91 to 1005 code for a protein of 304 amino acids. Gene Ontology annotation, molecular function: calcium:sodium antiporter activity.
GAAAGGAAGACCAUAAGGGUUAAGAUAGUAGAUGAGGAGGAAUACGAAAGGCAGGAGAAUUUCUUCAUUGUCCUUGGUGAACCGCAAUGGAUGGAACGAGGAAUAUCAGCCCUACUGCUCACACAAGAGGUGGCUGAGAGGAAGAUGACAGUUGAAGAGGAGGAAGCCAAGAGAAUUGCAGAGAUGGGCAAACCAAUACUCGGAGAGCACCCCAAACUGGAAGUCAUCAUUGAGGAAUCCUAUGAGUUCAAGAGCACCGUGGACAAGCUGAUUAGGAAGACAAACCUGGCUUUGGUUGUAGGGACACAUUCCUGGAGGGACCAGUUCAUGGAGGCCAUUACUGUGAGCGCAGCAGGUGAUGAGGAUGAGGACGAGUCUGGUGAGGAGCGCCUGCCAUCCUGCUUUGACUACGUGAUGCACUUCCUGACAGUCUUCUGGAAGGUGCUGUUUGCCUGCGUGCCCCCCACCGAGUACUGCAAUGGCUGGGCCUGCUUCGUCGUCUCCAUCCUCAUCAUCGGCAUGCUCACGGCCGUCAUCGGCGACCUCGCCUCCCACUUCGGCUGCACCAUUGGCCUCAAGGACUCGGUGACUGCUGUCGUCUUCGUCGCCUUCGGCACUUCUGUGCCAGACACCUUUGCCAGCAAAGCCGCAGCCAUCCAGGACAUGUACGCUGAUGCCUCCAUCACCAACGUCACAGGCAGCAACGCUGUCAACGUCUUCCUGGGCAUCGGGCUGGCGUGGUCAGUGGCAGCGAUCUACUGGGCGUCGCAGGGGCAGGAGUUCCAGGUGUCAGCAGGCACCCUGGCAUUCUCUGUCACCCUCUUCACCAUCUUCGCCUUCAUCUGCAUCAGCGUCCUCCUCUACCGCCGGCGACCCCACCUUGGGGGGGAGCUGGGCGGCCCCCGAGGGUGCAAAGUGGCCACGACAUUGCUCUUUGUCAGCCUCUGGCUGCUCUACAUCCUCUUCGCCACCCUGGAGGCCUAUUGCUACAUCAAGGGGUUUUAGGCGGUGGAGGGAUGGUGCUGCCAGGGGAGGGACCCCCUCCUCUGUUACCUCACCGGACACCAGUCCUGGAAGCGCAGUUUCACUGAAGAGUACGGCUGUCUGUCAGGGGCUGCCGCUGCCCAGACGGUCGGACAGCUGCGUGCCAAUAAGGGCAAAACCAUCACAGAGUGAAAAAAACAAAAGAGACAAAACCCAUCCAAAAAUGGUACAAAAGAAAGCAACAAUGGCAAGUGUUGAAAUAAAACACAAUAAACCCAGGCACUGACCCUAUUCAAUGAAAUUAUGAAGUUUCAAUCAUCUCCAAAGGCCACCUCUCCCAUAGGGGGUCAUCUCCUUUCCUGCCGAGCACCCCUCCACUGUAAGGAGAUGUUUCCUCAUUUUUACUAGUUGAGAGAAGUCUGGUUCAGGAAUUUGUGGGGGUUUUUUUCUUUUUUUUUUUUCCGUUUGCUCGUUGCUUUUUGGUUCUGGGAGAGCGCGCUGAUUCUUUUUUCUUUUUUUUCUUCUUUUUUACUACUUAAUCUGAAAAAUGUUUAAAAGUUAAACUCAAAGCUUCAAGCUGCCGUCAGUGCUGGAACUGAAUAUGUGUAUUUCUGAAGCCACAAAAGACUGUGAUACAGUCAAAAAACUUUUUCACUAUUACCCGUUUCCUCCCCUGCCGCCUUCCAUUUCUUUCUUUUUUAAGAACAUCACAAGACUGAUAUAUUUUUAAUACAAACACAGACACACAGUCACACACAUUUAGUGACAAAAGCUGGAGCAUGUAGCAUCUCAAUCACCUGCCUGGGCUAAGAAAAAAGGAAGGAAAAAAAGCCCCGACCCUCUAAUACAAUACGUGUCAUGUAUAUUUUGACUAUGGCAUUUCUCUUUGUAUCAUUAACUUUGAGCUCGUGGUACUGCAGGGAGAGAAAAUUAUGUUAAUUUACAACUGUUAAAGAAAUAAAACAUCCUGCCCUGGGGGGAGCAAGGGGGACAGGGAAAACAGCACCGGCUCCUUGGGAUGGCAGUGGUGGCAGGUUUGCUGCGUGAUCCUCCUGCUCAGAGGUGGAAAUGAAUUCAGGAGAACCUGGAUAGUGUGCCCAUAUUUUCCCCAGCACCAUUCCACCCAGAGCUGUGGCGUGGCUGCCCUUCCAUUCCGUUGCUACUCCAUUUUUCACAGCACCUGCACCUCGCUGGUGGUCUCCAGGCCAUUGACAGGUACAGGCUUAAAAACUGCCACCCACGUCAGGACUCCUACAUCAUCUCAAGUACCUUUUAGAACACCAGACAGACAAAAAAGCAUCAUUUUAAUUUGAAAUGUAUUUCUUUUUAAGGAUAAAGAAGAAAAAACCCACCACCAUGAGAGUAUGUCAUGAGUUACAUCAACAGCUGCAAAUUGAAAUGUUGGGUUGGUAAUAAAAUAAAUAAAAACUAUACCUAUAUCUAUAUAAACAGUGCUAUCUAGAAACAUAUUUCUUAAUUGAGAGCCCUGUUAGAGAAUGUUAAAAUCCUACUCUUUGUAAAGUGCUUUUGAGAUGAAGAGAAUUUCUUCUAUCAUGAAACAGGUGCUGUAAAAGGAAACCAUCUUCAUCAAGUUCCCUAAAAUAAGCCAGACUUUGGGAGGCAGCAAGUAAAAGAGGGGCUUCCAAAAGGUACAGUUCUGCCUGCUGCAGUGCUUUUGGCUGCCCCAGGAGGCAGGAAGGAGGUACCCAGGGACUAGGGAAAGACCAAUGGGAGCAAGAUUGUCAUGGACAAAAAGAUGUAACAUUGUAGCAGGUCACUAGAUGGAGGCAAUGAUGGUUCUUAAAACACAGAUGAAGUAUUUAUUUUCAUACAAAUGUUUAUCAGAUAUCUAUAUAGAAAUGCAUGAGGCAGAGAAGAGGGAUCCUUCUCAGAUGAGCAGCCAGAGCUUUGUUGGUGGGAGCCCAUAAUGAGUGAAAGCCACUAGGUUUGAAGCUACCAAGUAUCUGACCCUGCCUCCUUACCCUCCCUUUGCCUUUGGGGAAGGACCUGAAAAAGAUGGGCAAGAGACCUCAAGGCCGGGCUCCCACUCAGCUCGCUGGUCCUUCUGGCUCUGGUGUGCCAGCAGCCGCCAAGAGCAGCUGCUGCCACUGCCACAUGGCCCAUCAGCCCUAGAGCUCAUAUGUGUGACACUAAAGGAAAAAAUUACAAGAGUCCCCAAAUGUUUUUUGUGGGGGUUUAAUGUGCAGCUCUCAAGGGGAGAUUGGUGUUGUUGCUGUUUUUAAUUGGGACAUACAGAGUCUGUGGAGCUUUUAUUUUGCCCGUGCCAGCAUAGCCAUCCCUGGCUAAAGCCCAGCGUGGGGUGCUGCUGUGCUCUUCUGUGCUUGUGCUGUAUCCACCGUGUGCUUCUUAUCCACUUCCUUCUCCAGCUGACUGCAGGGAAGGGGUGUAGGGUAGGACUGGCUGCCAUGAGGGAACUGAAUGGGGCCCGUGGUGCCCUCCAUGCAGAAGGGUGACCUGCACCAGGUCUGUGACAUGUUCUUUUUAUUUUUUUUUAUUCCAGUAAAAAAUAUGCAAGCUAACAAACCCACAACAGGUUUGGUGCCUUUGGGGAUUUUUUUUUUUUUCUGAAGUUGUUGUUUCUGUUCAGGUCUUGCUGUCUGCUUGCUUAUGUUUUCCUUGGGGCCGCUGCCUGGACUUGGUUGCAAUGGCUCUGGCUGGUUUGCCCCCCCACCCCACCACCCCAGCCCUCUGGUUUGGUGCUGCUGGGAGUACCCUGCAGCCCUUGGCCCUGUCCAGCUGGCAGAGAGGAGGUUUUGCUGCUGCUUUUGUUGCUGAUGAUGUUUCCCCUUUGUUUCUCCCAUCAGCUUCCCAUGGCAGCCUGCAAUAACAGCUGCUGGCCCGUCCCAGAAGCCCUCAUGCUUUGGGCUGCACAUCUUCCCUUUCUGCCCCCCUCCCUGCAGCACUGCUGUGGUUGAGAGUAAAUAACUCAUUCUGACAUCAGGAGGGAAAAGCCAAGGGGAUCAAAGGAGCUGCUUUGUCCCUGGGGCCUACCAUGGUAUGGGGACAGUCCAAGGGCCACGAAUGGUGUGGGGCCAGUUGUAUCUCUGGCUGCCUUCCCAUCUCUGUUGCCACAAAGGGCACCCACAGCACCCCACAGGUUUUGCUGUCCUAGUGAUGCUGCACUGCAUGGGUGCUGGUCAAAAAUCAGCCUUUGGGUGAAGAAGAGUUUGGCAAAGAGACACUCACCUAUCCCCCAAAAGCUCUCCAGGAACUGUGUCCCAGUUCUGGCCAGUACCAUGCUGCCUCUUCACCCAGUGUCAUCACUGACUGAUUUUUUCCACUUCCAUUUGGACACCUGAGCCUCAAAUGCCCUUUACAGUGGCCCUUGAGCUAGAACUGUUCCUACCUGCCCUCUGAAGCAGAGGGGGAGGUGGUGCAGCCUGUACCCCAGUCUCCCAUCUUUGCCUGACAGCAUGGGUGUUAUGGUAACUCCAGUUAUGGGGUUCCAGGGGAGACCGGGGCUUGGGCACCUCACAGUGCAAUGCAAAAUGACCAAGUGGGGUGGAAGAAUUCCCGGUUGGGCUCACUCAUAGGAAAGGCAGCCCUGGAUGUUGCUUUCUUGGGCAAUCAAAGCUUGGCAAAGCAAAAGAGAGCACUGCCCUAGUGAGUCCUGCACACUCCCACCCCCUUCCACAGGCCUGUGGGGUCACUUCCCACCUCUUGCCCUGCUGGAAAGUUCCUGCCCAAAGAGAGCACACCUGCUCCUGACCUAAGGGCAAACACACAAGUUCCUGCUCUGGCUCUGGAUUGUCUUUGACUCCAGUGAUGGGACCAAGAGGAUUUUUGGGGAGUGUUGGGGCUCAUUGGGGCUCUUUGGGGCUUAUCUGCUGCCACUGCUGCACAGAAGUAUCCUGGUUCCCACAGGUUCGGAGGCUUAGAUCCCAGACCAAAGGGGGCCAAGCCAGAGAAAGCUGGGAUUAGUAAGAGGAGUGUGUGCAAGCAUCAGGAAUCUGUUACGGUACAGUACAGUGAGAAAUGGAAGUGUUUGCUAGAGAUACUGACCAAAGGUUUUAAGUUAGGAAGGAGGCAUUUGCAUUGGAGUUUGUUGCCUUUCGGGCAAUUACUGUGGUGUUGGUGUGAUCAGGACUCUUCUGGACAAGCUCAGACAAAACACAAAAAUCUGUGAUGCUUAUUUCCUCUGAUUCCAUGGCUGGGACUGCUGGACUGCUUUGUAGGUCACUUGUCGUCCCUGGCACGGAAGGAGUCAUUUAAAUGAGUCAUUUAAUAUACAUAGAUAAUUAACACCAUGAGUGAAUUUAUCACUCCCCUCUGCCUUCCCUUCACCCAGGAGGUCUGGGCUUUGCCCAGAAGUAGGUGGCCAGGGGCAGACCAGUCCCAAGGCCCCCAGGGCAUCCCUGCAGGUGGCUGGUGGGGUUUGCUCAUAUCUUUUGCCCCCCUACCAACAGCAGAUACCCUUGGUGCCUUUUCCACACUGCACAUGUGCCCUGGGGUGUAGUUUGAGCUUAGACAUGGAGUCUAAAGGCAUGAUGAGAGGUGGACGAGCUCAGCAGAUGCUCCCACUGCACUUAAAUGUAAGCACUCACCCAUGUCCCAGGCUGCACCAUUGCUGUUGCCAUGUACAUGGCAAGCUCAGUGGGAGCUGUGGCUAAAAGAACAAUCAUGAUCUACCUAGUACUCAUUGCUGGGCAUGCACUCAGAAAUCAGCCCAGUUUCAAGAAUACAAUAAAACCUUCACAGGCCUAGGAAGUACUUUGAAACGUGUGAAAUUUGGGUGAAUUAAAGAAAUAAACCCUUCAAACAGAUUUUUUUUUUUUAGGGUGUAAAUUGUGAAGUUACAAAUACUUUCCUAGGAAGAUGCCUCUGAUAUUGAAGAAAAUAAGCUUCCGUUACAAAAAUACUGGUUCCGUCCCAUGGGAAUUAUGAGUACAACCUGUAUGCAUGAAAAUGUAUAGGGGGAAUGUAGGGGGAAUAAAAUCUCAACACAAAAGCUUCAAAGGUAUUCUCAGAAAGUCCCCAUGGCACAUCCUUGGCAAUAAGGAUGUUCAUAUUGUAGACAGCACCUUUGUGUCUCUGUUAACACAAGGGGUGUCCAAAUAAGCUUUUCAAGCUACCAAAAGAGAUUGGAUUGCCUCCUCUUCUUAUGGAACAUCUUGGGCAGAAACUAAAAGCAAAGCCAAAUGCGGGGUUUCUGUUGGCAUUGCUAUUUUUUUUUCUUCUUGUUUCAUUGACAAGGGCAUAGAAAACAGGUCACUCCUAUCCUUAUGGUAAGAGGAUUUUGUAUGUGGCACAGUCCUUCAGGUGCUCCCCUUUUUCUUUUCCUAGCCUCUGAGAAGGGAUUGCUUCUACAGGAUUGAUGCCCAGUGGGUCUCACUUUGUGUUUGCACAUUCUCACAGCUGCCUCAUGGCAGGGUUAUCCCAUGCCUCUGCUGAAACUCAUCCUGUUGACUGGGAUUGUUUCUUCAAAUUAUCAACCACCCAUGUUCUACCCUCCAUAGGUGCUGACAGACACAUCCCCCAGGCCCCCCAGUACCCCACCCCACAAUGGGUAUCACCAAAACAAUUUCUAAAAGUUACUGCUGAAAAUACUGAAUAGAUCUGGACUCUGGACCGUAACUGGGAAGAUCUCCCCAGAAAGCUCUCUGACUUUGACAUUGAAUUCAACGUAUUGUGGAUGUAAAUAGGCUGCAGUUCCUCGGUUCACUUACGAGAAUGUCUUCUGGGACAGUGCCAGAAGCAUCUCCAAAGUCAAGACAUAUCACAUCCAGUGCUGUUCCCCCCUAGCCACGAGGCGAGUUAUCCUGUCAAAGAAUGGAAUCAAAUUAGUUUGAAAUGCUUUGUCCUUAGUGAAACCUCAACAAACCCUUUCCUGCCAUUUAUUUACAAAUUUAUAAAUCUUUAGAGGAUUAGAGAAUACCUGGUCAGUAGCUUGCUCCUUAAGGUUUUCACAGAGAGAUAUUAGGUCUGUGAUUCUCUAGGUUUUUCUUCAUCACCAGCUAGGUGAUGUUGCCAUGCUCUCUUUAAGCCCCCUGGCAGCUCACGUGUAGUCUGCAGUGCACCAGCACCCAUCCCACAUUUCGUAUUUUUUCUUCUCAUGCUUCAGGCUGUUGAAGAGCUCUUGAUCCACUUUAUUGAUCUCUACUUAUACUCCCUUCAUUUCUCUUGCAGCAGGAUAGUUUCUUAUUUGGACUAUGACUCCUUUUAUCAGUCCCCAGAUCCCUAUUAUCAUUUAGGACAUCUCUUCACAGAUCCUGCCUAUGAGUUUUCUGAAUUAAUUUAUACUUUAUGUUUUGGUUUUUUGGAGUCGAAGUACUUUAACUCAUUUUACCAAGGUCUGGUAUCCAAGUGCAUUUUGAGGAGAAAAAGCUUGCAGCAGAAAUCUCAACCCUUGUGUUAGCACCCACUGCAGAAGGCAAGGGUAGCCCAGGUUCUUGGUAAUAGAUCUCUUGGGGCAAACUGGAGUGAAAUGACACUGAGUGAGUGGUGUUCAUUAAUAGACACAUGCAGGGUUUAUUGUAGAACCAUUUGGUUGCAUUGUAAAACAGCCAUUUUUGUUAUUGUUAUGUAUAGCAAUAUGGCAAUACAAAAGCAUAAAAAUACUGCUUAAGAAAACGGGUAAGAAAGAGAAGGAAAGGAUAAGAGUAGAAAUGCCACCUGCAGGCCUCACAAUGAGACUUAGUUGUAGCAAUUUUCAUGUUUCUUGGUCAAAGUGAUAGUUGCAGAAUGGAUCCAUCGUGUGGUGGGGGAAUUCCCCGACAAGUGAGAAAUCCCCAAAAUACACUAUCUGCUGGGUUUAUAUUCACUCCAGUUCAGGUAGGAACACCCAGGAACCUCCCCUGAGGCAGGGAGUUUCAACUGGAUGAUGUAGUGUUGUGGAUCAAUUCAGGAGUCUUUGACACCUUCCAAGACAAUACACCUACCCAUAACAUCAGGAAGUUGAGUCCAUUAUGGCCCAUUAGGGCCCAUCAGCAGAGAUGAAAACCCUCAGGCUGUGUAUGAAUGUCCCAGAACUUCCCCAGCUGGGGAGUUAUCUCAGCUGAGUUCACUUGAGUAAGGACAAAGAGACAGUAUCCUCCUCACACGGUUUGCCUCUUUCCUUAUCAGAAAAGAGCUGACACAGCAUCUGGCUGAAGAGAGAGAGCUAUUUCUGACUUGGAUGUUCCCACUCUGAGCUGGCAGCUUGUCUCAGGAAGCU